UAUACUUUUUUGGACUUAACAAAAUUUUAGUAUAAACGAUAUAUUUUUGCAAAUGUUCUAAUAGCACAAGAUAAAAAAAUAGACCACGCACAACAGAUCAAUAGACGUAUUCGAAACUUCAGAGAAAAACUUGGGUGAGCUGCGAAGUUUAAAGGACAUAAAUUCUCAUCAUGGCGUCACAAGAUAUAAAUCUAAUGACUGAUGCACAAGUUCUAGAAAUGUUCAAUAAAUGCAAUUUUGGGACUUUAUUAGCUCCCAUCAUUAAUACAGUUGAUGAAUCAACGGUGAUAAUAAUAACAAUGCCUUCACCAGAACCCGAACUCAUAGAAGUAUAUGUUUAUAUGCGCAGCGAAUUGGACAAUAUUUUACUAGGUCACAUCUCUUGUCGCCAAUUAGACUUAGACAUCUUUAACAGAUUACGACCACAAAUAUGUCCAGACGCAAUGGUGGUUAAUACUGAUGUAUGGAUAAACAGUGAAGCUGUUACACAAUGGCUUGCAACAAUGUAAACACAGAGAUUAACUUCACAACUUAUAAAACCAACACAAAAAAGCGAGAUAGCAACGAAAGUAUUGAUAAAGUUGCUUACUAUUUAAUCGGUAAUGUAAUCGAUAUUAGUCACUAUUUCGUUAAAUAAGCAUUUCCACUGAUUCUAAUUACAAGCGAAUACCAUUUGGACAAGCUGAUCUACACAAUCUUUUCACGCAUCUCCUUACUGAAGCGCAUUAUUAGAACGGAAUAUUAUUCGACUUUUGUUGCACAUAAAGAUCUUGCGUAAAAUUUAUGCUUGUAGUUUCUCCAGAACCAUGAAGCUAAUUUUACGAAGACAAUAACAACAUUCAUCAGGCUUUGGUAAUCACGCAAAAUUUAACAACGCAAAACAAUGUUUGACAAAAUUAUCUUAAAUUAGACGAUAUUAGUGUCUGCAGAGACGUACAAACUAUGUUCUUUACAUGUUAAUAAGUAAAAAUUAUUCUUGAUUUUGAAUCGUUGACAUACAAGAAAUAAUGUUAGAGUUAUCAAGGUAGUAAUUAUCAAAGUACUGCAUGCAUGAUAAGCACUUCGAAAUCGAUUUAGGAAAUUACUAUGAAUGACUACCACAAAAGGGCUGUCGCUAUGUAAACGAAUUGUAAUUUCAAUUACUGGAUAUUGUCUAUAUAAAAUGGAAACUGAACUUGAAUGAGCUUAGAUUCAUUUCAGUAAACCAUCGGAUACUGCAACAUGGUGCAAAUCAAAUCUCAAAAACAACAAAUUUACUUCGUUGUGUUUGAGGAUUAUUUGCAACCACCAAGGAAACCUCACAAAAAGGAUAAUCUUUUGUUGAUAGAUGAGAACAUUAAACGAAAACCGGAGCUAAGGUUAAUACUUUUGGAGCAUCCUGUAUUUGUAAGUGCAAACAAAUCAACAAUAUGGCAACGUUGUCGGUUAUUUUUAAGGAAUUUUUACUAUGCGAAAUUGGCAAAGUUCCAACACCCUAAAAAAAGAAACCUAACGAUCAAAGAGAAAAAGGAAGACCCAGUAAAUAAUAAAUUGAACAUUCUUAACAAUGGCAGCAUCUACAAAAUAUAUAAGUCUCUCCGUAACCAUUUCCAUUUGCCGGGCUUUCUUGCCUUUUUACUUGCUCGGAAUGAUGAUGGCCUUUGCAAACGUAAGACGGGUUUUGAAAUUUAUUGUGAAAUGGCCAGUAUUCAUGGCUUUGUGAAUUUUGUGGGAGCAAAAACUUGGCAGCGCAUACUUUGGUGUCUUGUUAUAUUCAUUGCCAUUUUAAUGUCCACUAUUUUUUUGGUUAUGUGGCAUUUAAUGAAUGUUAACACUCCGACAAUUUUAUAUACGGAAAGCAGCACAUACCCAGCUUGGACAAUACCCUUUCCUGCGGUAACAAUUUGUAAUUUUAAUCGAAUUUCCUACAGGAACGCAUUUACCUUUGCACAAAAAUUUAAUUUCAGUAACGCAAAUAUGAGUAUGAGCAGAUAUUUCCGAUUACAAUUGUAUAACAGUUUUGUAUUGGAUGCCCCGCAAGAGGAUUUCGAAUUUAUGCAAACAUUUAUCGAAAACAAUGAGCUUAAUUUACUCAAAUUGCAGAGAAAUUUAUCACCGAAUUGUGAGAGUGAAUUGUUGCGAUGCAAAUGGAAAGGAAAAAGAGAACGUUGUGACAAGCUCUUUCGGAAAGUCGAAACUACACAAGGCAUCUGUUGCAGUUUCAAUUUGUUCGCUUUAAAGGAGAGGAAAACCGGAGAUCAAAGAAAAUAUGCUCAUUACUUUUUCGAUGAACCUGAACAUACAACCAGUAGUGGCUACAAAACUGGCUUAACGGUAUUACUUGAUGCACAUACAAAGGAUUAUUUAAUAUCUAGUGUUAAGAAGACUGGAUAUCAAGUGCUUAUACAUGACGCAUAUGAAUUUCCCUCAUCGAGUAUACAACGAUAUGCCUUGCAGGACCGUACUGAAAACAUGUUGAGCAUAAAACCACGUAGUACUUACGCUACUGAGUAUCUAAACACUGAAAAGUUGCACGUUCGACGUUGCUAUUUACCAAAUGAGAGACAACUUCACACAUUUCGAGCAUAUACCCAAAUUAACUGUCUUUUGGAGUGUCGUAGUCAGAAACUUUUCCAUAAAUGUGGCUGCAUACCACCAAUGUAUAUUCCAGAAAAUAAGUUUUGGCCAAGCUGCAGUUUUAAAGAGCGAAAAUGCAUUAACGUCAAUAAAAAUAUUUUUUCAAGUGUUCUUGUGAAUAAAAGUACUAAUUAUAAAACUAACCAUUACACUGAAAAGUAUAUAUGCGAUUGCUACCCAGCCUGCAAUUUUAAUCUAUACGGAACAAGCAAACAUUAUGGUCAGCUUAAUGAAUACUUUUCUCAAACUGAAAACCGCUUUUUUAAGCAACUAAAGGUAGAAAACCAAAUACUUCUUCAUGUUUUCUAUGAUGAAUUAACUGCAGAAAAACUUCGUCUGGAUAUUUAUGAGAAUUGGAUUUCUUUUGUUGGUACAUUUGGUGGAAUUGCUGGUUUACAUAUGGGUUACAGUUUUGUGUCAGCUUUUGAAAUGAUUUUUUUUGUAUUCGUUCGACCCGUUUGCAACUGGAUAACGAAGCAGCAAAUACGUUAUCGUAUUAAGCGUAAACGUAAAACAGCAGCUGGAGCUGAAGCUGGACCAAAAACCAAGAUAACAAGCAAACCGAAUAAUCCAACAUGUACUUAAAUACCAUACAUCUCGACAAACUUUUGGCCUUAAAAUAAGGUAACUUAUUAGUUGGAUUCUUGUCAAAGGUAGUCAUAUAUCAUUUAUAAAGAAGUUAUAUUAAAAAUUCACGGUUCAGCAUUUA
Messenger RNA from Teleopsis dalmanni, 3325 nucleotides. RefSeq names its product pickpocket protein 11-like. Gene Ontology annotation, molecular function: ligand-gated sodium channel activity. The coding region runs from base 1222 to 3201 and encodes 659 amino acids. Gene Ontology annotation, biological process: sodium ion transmembrane transport. Gene Ontology annotation, cellular component: membrane. The record is from RefSeq and is a predicted model, not a curated record. The transcript has 9 exons. Lineage: Eukaryota; Metazoa; Arthropoda; Insecta; Diptera; Diopsidae.